Molecule: messenger RNA, 1975 nt
Organism: Perkinsus marinus ATCC 50983
Lineage: Eukaryota; Perkinsozoa; Perkinsida; Perkinsidae
Exons: 1
Coding region: 30-1685 (551 amino acids)
Source: RefSeq, a predicted model, not a curated record
CUGAAGUUUCUCUAUCAACCUCGUUAUCAAUGUUUCUUGCUGGCUUUAUUGUAUCUUUACUUGGCGUAUAUGCCGCUCCCAGCCCGUUGAACAACGUGCGCGUACAUGUCACCACGAAGGACUUCUGCAACAAGGACCUCAAAGACGCUCAUGGGAAUCCGGCGCCUUGCGGUGUUUCCCAAUCUAUGGGGACUUUCGGGCUCACCCUCCCAGGAAUGGAAGAUGGUUUUGUGACCACCAGAGAGGAUAUCAUCAUCACUAAGGACGGCCAGGUGUCGAUCAAGGCGUUGCCUAACUACCCUUACCAAUUCAUCAUGACAGUGGAAGCCCUCGAGUCCACGCGUGUUGAGCAACUGUACGACCACCAGUCGGUCGUUCUUGUCGAUACACCAACUAGCAGCUACGUUCAACGCCUGCUUAGUAUGGACACUGCAGAUCUCGAGGAGCAGGGUUGGAUCCACGAGGGAACCGCUGACAUCCACGGUGCUAAGAUGAGUAGAUGGUCUAAGAAGGGGCCUGAAGGUGUCGACCCUGAGGCCGGCACUAACUACACGGCUCUCUAUCAAACUGGUCUUAUGCCUGACACUUGGGUUCUCUUCGUGGAUGAGAAUAUCCACCAGCCUGUGAAGUUGCUGGCUAUCAACACUUAUGUUGGCAACAAGAUCUUCCAAGAAACCGCCUUUGAUCGCUUCGAGGGUCUUGACGAGGACCUCAACGUGGACUCGGCAACAGAAGCCAUGUACAAUACCUAUCGUAUUGAUUCUCGAAGGCACCUCGGUGGAGGUGCUGGGAACAGUGGUCCUCCGGUCUUGACUGAUCAUAUCGCCCCCGACCUGCUUCCUGAAAGAUCCCGCGUUUUCGUUGAAGAAAACGAUCUCGUGGAUUGGAUGAGUGAGCGUCGUUCGCUUCGUCAAAAUGGCAUGUCUAAGGGCAUUAAAUACUUCACUAUUGAGGAGAAUUCUGCCGCCGAUUUGUAUUUCCACGCUUUGGCUCAUCGCCAACUGGUGCAAGUUCUCAAUUUCGAGUUCCCCCAGGGAUGCAGUAGCGGCAAGUCUGCUGAUGCUACGAAAAAGUAUUGCUUGUUCGCUUCAGUGGAUGCCUCUCUCGACAAGUCCAUCACAGUCAAAGCAGGAAUGACUUACAAGGACGUCCUGAAUCCUGAUAUCACCGCCCAUUUGAGCUUGUCCGUGAGUCUCAAGAAGACCAGUGACGCCGCCGUACUCGAUCUCGAGUUCGAGGCUGGUGGCUGUGCUGUUGUCUUCCAGUUCGGCGAAGGUGUGAGCCUGUCGAUCAACGUCUGUAUUUACGGCAAAGCUGGUGGGAAGUCUCUACUUCAGCCCGAUAACCGAACCUUCCAUGGAGAAGCCGGUGUAUCUGUAUCGUUCAAUGUGAAUCUACCCACGGUGGGUAGUGUCAUCAACUGGACCAUUGAGGCGAAAGUUAACUGCACGGCUAAGCCUCAUAAUGAGAUAUCUGCGUACGGGAUGAUCGGUACGAGCGUUUCCCUCAAAGUUGCCGGAGCUGGUGUGUCUCUCGACAUCAAGGGCAACACUGUUGAACAUAUCGCAAACCAAUGGGAGUUCGCAUCCAACGUCAACUUUAAUGCCUUUGUUGGAUUCUGGAAGUUCAAGAAGACGUGGGAGAACCAUUGGGAGUUGUGGCACGCCGGUCCUGUCAAGUUCUGAAACAUUCUCUAAUUCAUUGUUUCUCAUAGUUACUACUACAACCAUAUAUUAGGUUGAUUAUUCUUCUAUUAUUUAUUCACGUCCAGUGAACCAUGUCUCAUAGAUGUUGAAGUGCUCAACUCACUACUGUUCAUGUUUAUCUCUACUUCAUCGUUCAGAUAUGUCUGUUUUAUACUCGUACGAUUUCAUAUCAAGUUACUCUACUCCAAUCUUCGUGGCCUGGCUGAGAACCAAAAGGCCACAAUUCCUGCGGUUAUGAUAAGCCAGAUUAUAACCGGUUCUGUCGAUGG